AUGAAAGUCAAAGAACUACGCUCGUGGCUAGAAAACUUUGGUGAAAAGCACAAGCAGCAUUAUAAGCACGGGAUCUCGCAUGCUCAAGAAGCUAACCAGGAUGAGGACAAUUUGCUGACGAUUCAAACCAAGCCAUCCAAUGCGUCUACAAGUCGAAUGUCUUCGGAGGACAGCAUCACGUCAGAAGAUGGUGCUUCCCUUUCCUUGGCUUUCUCGUCGUCACCAACUGACACGAAUGACAUUGUCAUAUCCAUUGGGGCUCGAUCCAAUCCUGCGGACGUGGGAGAAGGAGAAUGUUACUUCCCUGACCCCAGCUUCGUCGUCUUGAGCGAUGAGUCUUCUGUUGAAGAAGGUGAUGAAGACUUGGAGGAUUUUCAAUUGCUUGGAGAUACAUUUCAUCCUAUUUUUGAGGAAUCCAACUUUGGGACAGAACGUAAGAGCAGUCGUCGUGUGACUUUUGGUGGUAUCCAAUCAGCUGGAAGCAUUUCUAUCAACGAUCAAGAUGCUCGUCCAAUCCGGUCGAAAAGAGCAUCUUUGGCAAAUGAUGCAACGGGGCCCAACUCGUCAUUGGGUAGCCGUGAUGUCGCGGGCGCCAAUACUGAUGAAGUUCCACCACCAUCCAUGCAGCAGGCGAAAUCAAUUUUCCGGAAGAAAUUAGAUCCUGCAGCCGUCGAAUUUCUCCAGCCCAAGCAACACCUGUUGUGGGAGACAUCUACCCGAAAGCCUGUUGGAGCUCCCAGAUCUAGUGUUGGCGCUGCAAUUGAAGUUUUUGGAGGUCAAGGGGGUCGGGAAACAAUUGUAUCAAGACGGACCGAUGAACUCCAGCGCCGAUGGUCGGAAAACAGAGCUGUGACACAUGUCAAAAAGACAAAGUGGUGCGUCUGCGAAAAAACUGGAGUGUACAAGAGGAAGAUUGUUGUUGAGCCUGAGUACAGAUCUGUGUAG
Messenger RNA from Cylindrotheca closterium, 945 nucleotides. Lineage: Eukaryota; Bacillariophyta; Bacillariophyceae; Bacillariales; Bacillariaceae. The record is from the annotation of a GenBank genome assembly.